GCCGUUGUUCCCGACGUUCCCGUUGUGUGUCGUGUGUGCGCCGUAGCCCCACAACUAAUAUAGCUGUAGUCUCUACUGUAUACCGAUACUGCGACUGCGUCCGCUGAGAGUUGGAAGUGUGAUAAUUUAAAACUAAUACUAAUAUCGUCGUAUAAUAGAAAUUAGAAACUACAACUCGCAGCGCGACUCACUGUCACGUAUUGCUUCGUUCGUUUGUCGCACAAGUGAUAUUAACGUUCCAAUUUUGUUUGUGUGAGUAGACUCAUUUGCAAUACGGUGCUCGUCAUUAGCAGUAAGUACUAGCCACAGUAAUAUUCGCCAUGUCCAACUGAUCCGUCUGGUGGUUUUUUCGUUUUAUCGACGCCACUUCUAAUGUCUAGCAACAUGGAUGACAAAAACGGCAUUAUAGCCGAUUUUCAAGCCAUUACUGGUAUUGACAAUGCAGGUGAAGCGUUGAUGCACUUAUCGAAUUUUGAUUGGGACCUGCUGGCCGCCGUUCAACAUGUCACACCUAAACAUACUCAACACUUGCCGUCUGAAGGGCGCAGUACUCAACUAAGCGAACCAACUGUAAUGGUUGCAGAUGAUUUCAGGGGUAUGAUUGCAUCAACAUCAAACCAAACUCAUCGUUUAAUUACCAUUGAAAUUGAACAAAAUGGCCAUGUGAUUGUCACAGUAACACUCAACGAUAGUUCAACAAUUGAUGAUUUAAAAACAUUGAUCUAUGCUGAAACUGAAAUACCAUGUUGUCUACAAAACUUUAAUGGGUGGCCAAAUAAUCAACAUCCUUCCAAUAAAGAUACACUCUCCAAACUUAACCUUCCAGAUAGAUUUAAGCUGAAUCUUAACUCUAAUGAUGGAGAUUUAAAUCAAGAGUUGAAUGGAAGAGCUAAUUUGCGAAUGUUCACUCUAAACAUAACAAUGGAGGCUACAACUUCAAGUGAAUAUCAAGUUUAUAAAUUGUCAUUUUCGUCUGAUCAAACCAUUGCAUAUGUGAAAGAAGUUGUUGCUAAAUUGACUAAAUUGCCUGUUAGUAAUCAACAAUGGUUAGGUUGGCCACAUUUUGUUACUCCUGCUACUACUUUGGAAGAAUCUCAUAUUAAUUUCCCAGUACAUGAUUUAAAAUUGAAGCCAUCAAACUCAAUACUUAAACAUACCAGAAGAAGAUACAACACUAGAUUAAAUCAGUCUGUUGAUAUGGAAACAAGCGAUUCUCCAAUGCCUUCAUCAUCUACUUCUUCUUCAUCCACAUCAUCAUCUUCUUCUGAAGAAGAUCCAUUUGAGGAUGCAGCAGAGUCAUUAAGUGGUAUUGAUGAUGAUGAUGUAGAUACUAUGUUCAUGGACACCGAGGCAUCUACUCGGAUCCGUCCAUUAAUUGCUGAGGAUACUGAAGAUGAACUUGCUGGUGUCAUUCAAUUCAUUGAUGAAUUUCAAAACCGUUAUGGUGAUAUGAGACCUCAGUUUUUUUUGGGAACGCUUGAUCAAGCUAUUAAAAUAGCAUGUUUUAAACCUGCUAAAGAUAAACGUUUAUUAGCUGUGUACUUGCACCAUGAUCGCAGCGUAUUGUCAAAUGUAUUUUGCACUCAACUAUUAUGUUUUGAAUCAGUUGUGCAGUAUCUCAAUACAAAUUUUUUAGUAUGGGGUUGGGAUAUGACACACCCAUCUAACAGAAAUAGAAUAUUGCAAUCAGCCUCUCUUUCACUGGGUACAAUGGCUGAAAUAACUUUGAGAGCUAUUGACAUUAACAGGCUUCCAGCUUUAGUGUUAUUUACACGUAAUCGGUCAAACACAGAAAUAUUGUCAGUUAUAAAUGGAGAUUGCAAUAUAAGUGAAUUACUAUCAAGCCUUAUAAAUGCUCAAGAAAUGUUUGCUAUACAACAGCAAGUGGAAAUUAAAGAAGAAGGGGAACGUAAUAUGCGAGAAAUGAUUAAAGUAGAACAAGAUGAAGCUUAUCAACAAUCAUUGGCUAUUGAUCGAGCUAAAGAAGAAACAAAAAGAGUACAAGAAAUGGAAGAAAAGGCAAUUCGAUCUCAAAUUGAAAGUCAAGAAAGACAAAUUGCUGCAGAAAAAGAGGCUAUUCGCCAACGUAUUAUUGCAUCUCUUCCGGCAGAACCAGAACCUGGUGAUCAAGUUGCAAAAAUCAGAUUCAGACUUCCACUUGGAAAGUUUUUAGAACGACGGUUUCUGGCAUCGGAUAAUUUACAAGUGUUAUUUGACUAUUUAUAUAUAAAUGGCUUUAGUCAAGAAGAGUUUAAAGUAAUUUCUAGUUGGCCUAGAAGAGAUUUGACAACACUAGGUGUAACUCAAACUAUGAAAGAACUAAAUUUGUAUCCACAAGAAACAUUAACUUUGGAAGAACGAUAAGUCUUUGUAUGUAAAUAAUGCAUGAAUGUAUAAAUUUAUCAUAAAUAAGGUUUUUUUUUUUUAUCGAAAAUA
Molecule: messenger RNA, 2436 nt
Organism: Melanaphis sacchari
Lineage: Eukaryota; Metazoa; Arthropoda; Insecta; Hemiptera; Aphididae
Gene: casp
Product: FAS-associated factor 1
Exons: 14
Coding region: 373-2364 (663 amino acids)
Cellular component (GO): nucleus; endoplasmic reticulum
Molecular function (GO): ubiquitin binding
Source: RefSeq, a predicted model, not a curated record